Molecule: messenger RNA, 1380 nt
Organism: Orbicella faveolata
Lineage: Eukaryota; Metazoa; Cnidaria; Anthozoa; Scleractinia; Merulinidae
Source: RefSeq, a predicted model, not a curated record
GAAAAUGACCUCUUUUUUAAAAAGAACUUCCCAGAAAAUAAAAUAGUGAAGGGGAACAGGCGGGACGGCCGGUGAACCUUGCGAAUAAAGGGAGCAAAAAUUCUACGAGAGAUAGGAGAUGAACGGAAGGGAAGUGGAAUCCUACGUUGUUAUGCCGCGCGCAACGUGGAUAGGAGUUAAUGAAUAACUUAAAAAUCGAAAUUCCGUGACUGUGUCGAAUUUCAAACACGUAUUCUGCCAUCUCUGUAAAACUUGUAUCUCUGGCGAUCGCUGCUGCUUGCCGCGCUGUGGUCUGGAAUAUAACAGUUAAUUAUUCACAUAUGGAUGAUCACCUGGAGUCUCUUAGAACUGAGAACAAAAAGCUACGAGGUAAACACAAUGAACUGGAGUCGAAUCUGACUGAGGAGAAAGAAAUGGUCAGGUAUUUGCAUGGCGUGAUAAAGAAUUACCAACAGCUGCUGAAGAUACCUGAAACGACGCGACAUCUUAAGAGUGCAUCUCUCAAGAAAGUCCGUCGAUCUCACAGUGCUAGACGCUUAGCUUGUCAGGAAGAUGUGGAGGAAAUUUUCGUGAAGAAUUUGGUCAGUGAAAUGAGUAAUGUUCGUACGCCGGAAAGGAAGGAAGAAGAUAACGAGCAGUUCGUGCCAAAUGAUAAUGACCGAUGCGUGGUUCUAGACACGUCCGACUGUGAAAAUAACGACAGAAUCAAUAACAACAGCCAAGUAUCUGAAAAAGCCUUAUCAGCCAUCGAUCACGAGAAAGCAGAACUUUCUCCAGACACAAACAAGACGUUCUGGGAAGUUAAGGGUCAGCGAAGUUGCGGUCCCCGACGAAAUACAAGCAUUUCUUUAGAGAAAAUAUGUACUGAAAGAGACACAGUUUUAAAUCAUUGCGAUAGAGAGCGCAUUCUACAAGAAAUGACACAUACAUUGGACUCCAUGAUGGCGAAAGCAACUGUACUCGAGAAAAGUUUAAAACAAAAGGACAAACAUUUGAAAAAAAUGGAGCGAAGGUUCGAAUACUUGGAAAGCAUAGCGUUAGGGGAAGAAUCUGAAUGGCUGUAACUCUACACUGAAUACUUUGCGUGACCGUUACCAGCUGCAGCAUGGGUUAUGCAUUAUGGCCAAAGAAGGAAGUAAACUGUGCGUCACGUCUCUGCGGUGAGCCAUAACUUUUGGAAGUAACGAGCCUACGGUUACUUUCGGAGGGUCCGGCGCAACUAUUAGGGGGUCGUUUGUACUUUCGGGUAGCUAUUCAUAAAAUAAAAAGAUUUUUUUUAAUAUACAGUGAACUUAAAACUGAGGAAAAGUGUAAAUAAAAGUAGUUUCAGUAUAUAGCUGGUUUUCACAUGACGUCACUAAAAUUCGAACUUCAAAACUA